AUGGCAUCAAAUAACACACAAACUAAGUGCAAAAGUAACAUACCGACUACGCACGACACUAUCGAAACUGUUCUUAACGACACAGAUACACGCCUUCUCACACAGACCACCACCACCAGCAAAGAAGGCUACAAGCAAUCACUUAAGUGA
Molecule: messenger RNA, 150 nt
Organism: Perkinsus marinus ATCC 50983
Lineage: Eukaryota; Perkinsozoa; Perkinsida; Perkinsidae
Exons: 1
Coding region: 1-150 (49 amino acids)
Source: RefSeq, a predicted model, not a curated record